Messenger RNA from Pyricularia pennisetigena, 762 nucleotides. RefSeq lists its product as uncharacterized. The record is from RefSeq and is a predicted model, not a curated record. The transcript has 2 exons. Lineage: Eukaryota; Fungi; Ascomycota; Sordariomycetes; Magnaporthales; Pyriculariaceae. Gene Ontology annotation, cellular component: nucleus; cytosol. The coding region runs from base 1 to 762 and encodes 253 amino acids.
AUGACCGCCAAACCUCCGACCCGCCUCGCCAUCCUCAUGGCCGACACCCCCAUGCCCAACACGGCGGCCAAGUACGGCGACUAUGGCGGCCUGUUCACGUCCCUCUUCGCCACCGCUGCCCAGCCCGAGCCUCUCGAGUCCGUCCUCUCCAUAACCAAGCAUGACAUCGUCAACCACGUCGGCUCGUACCCGCCCCUCGAGGAAGUCGACGCCGUCCUCAUCACGGGGUCCAAGCACAGCGCCUUUGGAGACGACGCCUGGAUCAUGGCCCUGGUCGACUACACGAGGCGUGCGCUGCUCGAGACCGACGGCAGGGUCAAGGUCGUCGGCAUCUGCUUCGGCCACCAGAUCGUCGCCCGCGCCCUGGGAGGCAGGGUCGUCGUCAACGAAAAGGGCUGGGAGGUGGCCGUGACCGAGGUCGAGCUGACGGAGCGCGCGAGGGAGUUUUUCGGACUGGAAAAGCUGAAAAUCCAACAAAUGCAUCGCGACAUCGUCCCAGAGUUGCCCAAAACUGACCCUCCGACCCUGCUCCUGGCCAGCAAUAACGUCUGCCAGGUCCAGGGCAUGCUCUGGCCCGGCCGCUGCGUCACAGUUCAGGGUCACCCAGAGUUUACGGAGGAGGUCAUGCGCGAGAUCCUGGAGACCAGGCACGACGCAGGCAUCCACCCUGAUGAGCUGUACAACAGCGGCAUGUCAAGGGCAGCUAGCCCACACGACGGCAUCGUCAUCGCAAAGGGUUUCCUCAAGUUUAUGAGGUUAUAA